GGAAAAUUAAACUAAAACCCUAAUUUCAUCAGCAGAUCCUCUUUUCAAUUGAAAGCAACUGUGACAUCAAGGGAAGACGGCGAGCAUGCUAGGUGGAUUGUACGGAGAUCUCCCUCCGCCGUCAGACGAUGACAAACCUACCGGAAAAUCCUCCUCCUCCGUCUGGUCAAGCAGUACCAAAAUGGCUCCACCUACGCUACGCAAACCACCCGCUUUUGCUCCCACGCAAACCAUCAUCAGACCUCAAAUCAAGCCCAAGCCUCUCCCCUCGCAACACAAACCUCCUCCGAUUCUCCCUCCGGUUAACGACGCGGCACAAUCGCAACCGGCGUUAGUUUCCGUGACUUCAUCGGUGAUCGAAGAGUACGAUCCAGCUAGACCGAACGACUACGAAGACUACAAGCGCGAGAAGAAGAAGAAAGCCACGGAAGCUGAGAUGAAACGAGAGCUCGACAAGAGACGUCACGAGGAAGAAGCCAAGAGAGAAAGAGAAGAGAGAGAGCGUGAUCACACCGAUCUCAAUAUCUCCGGCGAGGAAGCGUGGAAGAGACGCGCCGCCAUGACCGGUGGGAGAUCUUCCUCUCCUCCGCCGGUUGACGGCGGUGGUUUUAGCGUGGGGAAGUCGGAGACGGGCGGGUUGGGAGUAGGGGCGGGUGGGCAGAUGAUGACGGCGGCGGAGAGGAUGAUGGCGAAGAUGGGGUGGAAACAAGGACAAGGGCUUGGGAAAUCUGAGCAAGGGAUCACUACGCCGUUGAUGGCAAAGAAGACUGAUCGUAGAGCUGGUGUUAUUGUUAAUGCUUGUGAGAAGAAGGUUGUUGUUGUCAAGGGUGUGUGUAUUAGUGGUGAACCAACAAGAGUCUUGCUUCUUAGAAACAUGGUUGGACCAGGAGAAGUAGAUGAUGAGCUAGAAGAGGAGGUGGGAUCGGAGUGUGGCAAAUACGGAACAGUGACACGUGUACUUAUCUUCGAGAUCACUGAACCAAAUUUUCCUACACACGAAGCAGUGAGAAUCUUUGUUCAGUUUUCGAGACCUGAGGAAACAACUAAAGCACUUGUGGACCUCGACGGCCGAUUCUUUGGAGGAAGGACGGUACGUGCAACAUUCUACGAUGAAUUGAAGUUUAGUAAGAACGAGUUGGCUCCAGUACCAGGUGAAAUCCCUGGCUAUUAAAGUAGAAGAAACUGUCUUGUCUAAAUGAGGUUUAAUAAUUAAUUUAUUAAGUACUUGGAAGCUCUUGGGAUCUACCUGAUUAUUGUUUAGCUCAAUGUAGCCUACCUCUGAGCACAUAAAGUCAAUUCGGUUUAUCAUUGUUAGUAGCCUACCAACGCACUUUCAAUCAGACAAAACUGGCCGACCCAACCCGAUUAGAACUAGUAGAAAUUAGGCUAUGAUGUAAUCUCAAGCUCGAUCCAUAAAAGCUGAUACUCUUUCUUUCUGUUUC
Messenger RNA from Eruca vesicaria subsp. sativa (arugula), 1442 nucleotides. The record is from the annotation of a GenBank genome assembly. Lineage: Eukaryota; Viridiplantae; Streptophyta; Magnoliopsida; Brassicales; Brassicaceae.